AGUACAAGCAGUUUCUGGUAUGAAAGCAGGAAGCAAGCUGAACCACGUGAGCAAAGAAACAUGGCGUCGCCUAGUAAUGUUGUGAGAGUUUGUUGCCUGGUGGGACGGACUCGGAUGGUUACUGCUCUGUCAACAAAAUACAGAAAAUAUAGCAACUUGCCUCCUCGGAGACAAUUUAUCACGUCGACAUGGAAAGGUCUGCAGUUCCGUCUAGACGAGAGGACAGCUCACAGCAGUCUGGAUCUCUUUAAGAAAGACACCGGCGUCAUCUACCGCAUGCUAGGUCUGGACCCCAGCCAUGUCCAAGACAGCCCUGAGCGUUUCCGAGACUGGGCGGUUGUGUUUGGCGACGAGAAGAUCAACAGCGGACGCCACUACUGGGAAGUGACGGUCAAAAAGUCUCAGGAGUUUCGCGUGGGAGUAGCCGAAGCACUGAUGUCACGUGAUGACUGUGUAGGUACGAGCAGUUCCUCGUGGGUGUUCGGCUAUGCUCAGCGCAAGUGGUUCGCCAUGACCAACAAUAAGAUUGUCCCUGUGACCCUGGUGGGAAAGCCGGACCGUGUGGGCAUUCUGCUGGACUUUGAGGCAAGGUUUUUGGGGCUGGUAGACACUGAGAGACCGAGGAUCAUUCAUACCAUCAGCGGUCAUUUCAAGACUCCACUCUGCCCUGCUUUUGGACUUUGGGAUGGGGAGCUGCUCACACACUCUGGCAUGGAGGAGCCUCAGGGCCUUAAGUGAUAGCUUCAAAGGAAAAUUGUGCCCGUUAUUCACAAUCCUUAUGUGAAAUAUGAACAUAUUUAUUUCACUUUUGUGUGUGUUCUAAAGAGAGAAAACAAUAUUGCAGUAGCGUGGUUAAUAUUUGUCCAUUUAUUUUCUCUCUUUAGAAUGCACAGAAAUGGGAAAUAAAAUGUGUUCGUGUCCCACAUAAGAAUUUUGCAUAGUUUUUCUUUAAUGAAAUUGCCUCACAUAUGGAAAAAAAUAUACAAAUGAAUCAUUUAUUGUUUUUAAAACACGCCUGGUCAUCUUGCAUGUUCAUUAUUAUGAAUCUUGCCAAUCUAUGCUUGGACUUUUUUGUGAAAGAGCAAAUGAUUUAUCAUUUAUCAGCUUAUGAGCAAGAUAUGAGGUGGUUAAACUUUUUACACAUUUCUGGUGCUGCCUUUGUGGGCAUGUUAAUACUGUAUAUUAAAUUUACAUCACUGAAACAGGCAUUGGGUGCGUUCACUUUUGCACGACUAAAAAAAAAAAAGAAUCGGAUACCUUUUUAACAUGAAAAGAGCCAUUUGUUUCCAUUGACCACUAAACUCAAAUUCAAAGUAAUACAACACAUUUAGUUUCCUAAUUAUAUCGUCACGUUCCUUUUCUGGUUUCCUGUUUCACCUACUACUACUACCUGGCAAUUAGUCAUGUGUUUCGGAUCAGCGUUUGCAAUAAAAUGCAGCAUUCCAGUUCCAA
Messenger RNA from Doryrhamphus excisus (bluestripe pipefish), 1452 nucleotides. RefSeq names its product SPRY domain containing 4 (gene spryd4). The record is from RefSeq and is a predicted model, not a curated record. Gene Ontology annotation, molecular function: protein binding. NCBI's taxonomy places the organism in Eukaryota, Metazoa, Chordata, Actinopteri, Syngnathiformes, Syngnathidae.